Monopterus albus (swamp eel) is the source of this 3141-nucleotide messenger RNA. RefSeq names its product cytoskeleton associated protein 2-like (gene ckap2l). Lineage: Eukaryota; Metazoa; Chordata; Actinopteri; Synbranchiformes; Synbranchidae. Gene Ontology annotation, cellular component: centrosome; mitotic spindle; cytosol. The transcript has 9 exons. Bases 186 to 2594 code for a protein of 802 amino acids. The record is from RefSeq and is a predicted model, not a curated record.
AUUUCAAAUCCGGAAGCGCGAGAUCAGUUGAAGCUACUUUAACGUGUAGACUUUAUCGAUGGGUGACGUAUCGUAAAUUGGCACGAUAAAAACAAAACAAAAAAGAAACAACAACAACAACUCCAGCGAGGUAUUUUCAUAACAAUUCUCGACAAAGUCGAGAGAAGAAACUGAAUUCAACAGAUAUGGAAGAAGGAGAGACAGUAUCACUUUCCAGAAAAGAGCUGCGUAAGCAGAAGUUGAUGGAAUACCUGGCCACAAAGGGAAAGCUGAAACUCCCAAAUCCCAAGCCAUACCUUCAAAAUGACGGUCAGGUUAAGAAGCCUAUGACAUCUGCAGUAAAGGUUGUUAAGGGAAAAGAGAACAAGGUUCAAGUUGAGGGCACAAAAGUUCAAACUCUGGCUGCUGGUUGCACAAAACACCCAGACAGAAAAGCAUUUGGUGUCACUUACAAAACAAAUAUAAAAGGCAGUAUCCUGACCGGACAGCAGAAUGCCAGUUGUCCAGGUGCAAACAGUGGCCGAGUUCAGCCGAAACCAAAUCAAAAUCUGGUGCUCACAAGAACAUACACUGUUGUGUCCUCUAAAUCCAACCUGAAUGCAGCCAACCAUCUCAAAAUGCAGCACAAUAUAGGAAUGCAGUCUUCUGGCAAAGCCACUUCAAAAUCAAGCCAUGUGGCUGUAAUACCAUCCAACACCAGAUUCAGCAGAAGCUCAGGUGCUACCCGGUCAAUUCCAAUGAAAUCAGUCAGUGUCAGGAUGAGUCUUGUUCCCACUGUCAAAACAAGAACAGGACUCAUUCCUGCAGUCAUCCAGCCAAGAAACACAAAGUCACAGACCUCUACCACAGCAACUGAUCCCAGCACUACUUCUGUUACUAACAAGGUGCGAUCAGGCAGGAUGAGUCUUGUUCCCAUUGUCAAAACAAGAACUGGACUCAUUCCUGCAGUCAUCCAGCCAAGAAACACAAAGUCACAGACCUCUACCACAGCAACUGAUCCCAGCACUACUUCUGUUACUAACAAGGUGCGAUCAGGCACCUCCUCUGUUUCCCUGAGGUCUGCUGUGGCUCAGAGGAGAACAUUUACUACCACUACUCUAAAUAACCCUGCUAAAGAAAGAACAACUGGUCGUUUGACUGCAAGGGCUGGGUUUAAAGGUCAACGUCAGAACAGUUCAAAUUCCAAACCACUGUUGGAUAAACUUUCUCAGCUAUCAUGUAAGAGUCAAUUAUCAAAUGCACUGAAAUCAACUUUCACACCCUCCAAGUGCACAGCAGCACCUAUUAAGUCAGAGGGGAGAGUAGGGGUGUCAAAAACAAACAGGUCAGCCGGUCCGCCCACUGACAGGUCCACAAAUCAGAGAUCUGUGAGUAGCCAGCCUUGUAAAGUUGCUUCCCAAACAUCCCUGGCGCCAGCAAGCAGGUACAGUUACAGAGCGGUCAGCUGGGUUACCAGAGAUGCUGUGGCUGAGCCAGGCAGGAAAUCCAAGACAUGUAAAGAGACACAGAGCAAGAAGGGACACAGCUCAGUAAAUGUACCUCCACAGCCAACUGGUAUAAAAAGAGCUGAAGCUCCAGUGAUGUCACAGACGGUGCCGCAGCCAGCCAGGGCCAUCAGCCAGGCCACAGAUGGGAAGAUGCCCAAGGCACUGAUCAGGGUCAUUCCACAAACUGAGGGGAAGAAACUGACGGCUGCCCAGGAGGAAAGAAUGAGAAAACUGCAGGAAUGGCGGGAGUCUAAAGGGAUUUCGUACAAACGUCCUCCAAUGCCGGUGAAACCUCAGGUCAGACGCACGGUGGCGGUGCCCCAGCCAUUUUGGACUGCCAUGAUGGAGGAAGACGAGGCCCACUCUGUCAUCUCCGCCAUAGACCGGUCCCUGGCUGACUGCAUCAAAUUGCUUGGAGAGGACUGCCCUCCAGACCAAGUGAAGGAGGUCCUCUCACGGCUACCGGAAGUGUCCAAGAAGUUUGCCAAAUACUGGAUCUGUCAGGCUCGUCUGAUGGAGAAAGACGGCAACCUGGAUGUCUUGCCCAUGUUUGAAGAGGCUGUACGCGUUGUGUUGGAGCCAGUGGACGAGCUGCGGACUGUAGUCUUUGAGAUUCUGAAGAAAAAGGAAGUGAUCCAAGCAUCUGUGGAAAAUGAGACAGAGGAGGACCAAAUUGAAAGCACUGGUGAGGACUACAACAACCCCCUGAGGACCCCUAAACCCACCAGAGUCCUCAUCCACGGGGAGAAAGGAGACUCAUCAGUAGUCAAGUACAAGAUCACAGCCACUCCUGGUGGCCCACCAAGCCAACAGAGAGAACCAGUGCGGGUGAAUGGACAGGAAGUCCGCUUUUUCACCCCGGUUAGACGCUCGGUGCGAAUCGAGAGAGCCUCACUCCGAUACCCUGUGUCACUCCAGGACCACGAUCUUUGUGUGGCCUCUUACAAUGACCUGAUCUCCGAGGAGGAUAAAGAGAACAGUGAGGAGCACAAGGGUGGGGAAACCAGUCCUGCUCACCACACUCCAAUGUAUGUCUACAGACAAAACGAAGCACUUAAAGACAAGGUGCUAGUCCAUGUAGUCUGUGAUGAAGGCAUUUUGCCUUAGGUGCUUAGUUUACCUCCAGUUUGUACAGACAAUUCAGAUGCUAAGCAUUUGUCACUGUUCACAUGGUGGGGAACAGUAUAACCCAGUGUGCAUGUGCUGUUACGCUUCAGUCUUUCUCUGAAAAGACGGUGAGUUUUAUUCUCGUAAUUAUACUGGGGGUGGGAAUCCUAGGCGGACUCAACGAUUUGAUUCGAUUCCAAUUCUUGGUGUCACGAUUCGAUCCAGAAUGAUUUUCGAUUCAAUUAAGUAGUAAGCUAAAAAAUAAAAAAAAAACGUCCACGUGCUGCACUGACUUCACAGUCGGGUUCCGCCUUUUUUAAAUUCUGUCACCAUUGUUCCAAACAACGAUUUAGAAUGGUUUUGGAAGAUUUGAUUCGAUGCUUUCUCCCACCCCUGAAAGUUACAAGCAUUUAGUCACUGAGCAUCUUAUUUUGUAUAUUUGCUAACGGGGUUAAUGGGGGUGUCCUUUUGGGCCCUGUAUGAUCUUAUUCCUUCAAAUACUGUGUACAGAAUAAUUUAAAAUAAACAGCUUUGUUUGUAAAAACCA